AUGAGUCCAUCAAGAGGAUGGCUUUUUUUAUGCUUGGUGGCGCGCGCGAGCGCCAUUUGCUCUAGGGCGCCGGAUGCGGGACAGGAGACCUGCCUGCGUGGGCGCACUUUCGGCUCGACGCCAAGCGGUCGCCGAACCUGCAGACCUGAUCCAUGGGCCUCACAGACUUGGAAUCAGCGUUUUGGUAAGCGGCCGUCAAAUUUUGGCUGUCGGCUAGCUGGGGACAGUUCAUGCGGAUCGCCAGUUCAUCGUGGGUCUAUAGCCUGCUGGCUGGUCUUCGCAACCGUAUCAUGCAAGGCACUUCGUGCCAGAGGCUCCAGGUGCAAACGUAAAGCAACGCCGAGCCGUGACAUGGGAGCUACGAGGUACCUGGGAGCUACAAGGCUCCUAGUGGAUGCAGAUAGUCACAGUAUUGAACAAAUCGAGGACGUCAUCACACAGCUGGAGAAGUCUGGUAGAAAGGUGCACACAACCGUUUUUGCACCGCCUGGUCGUGACGAUAAUAAGAGAUGGAGCCAGUUCUUACAAGAUCCAAGGAUCACCUUGCAGCCUGUCGAACGCAACUCUAGCCGAGUUGGAGAAGCUAAUGAUGCGGAGAUCGACAAGGCGCUCCGCAACAGCAACGCUGAACAAAGCGUGGCGCUCCUGAUCUCUGACUUCGAUCACGCAGAUGCCAUUAUGAAGGCCAUGAGCGAUGGCAAGCAGGUAUCGGUUUUCGUGACAUCAAACCUUCCCACUCUCAUUGAUCGCUAUCGGCGUGUCGGGGUGGACGUCACAGAGCUGCAGCCGCGGGUGUCCGCGUUCGCGAGAGUGCGUGCAAUUUUGCAUCAAGAUGGCAGUGGGGACGUGCAAUUGGACGACCCGUGUCCUCCUUGGUACGAUGCUGAAAUUGCCCACGCUUGCGAGGGUUUUUUGCAUAAGCUCGGCUACCUGUCAAAUCCGGAGAGGGAAAAGUGGAUUCACGCAGUGGCAAAGUUCUGGCUCAACAAUGGGUUAGGAUCGAUCACAGUGUUCCCUGCUCAUGUUUGCAUCCCGCAGGUCUUGAAGCAAAUGCAGGGCGGUGGUGGAAAAACAUGGAAGAAGUAUGGUGGCAACAUGGCGUUCUUCCUGCCGAAAUCCGCAGCACAAAAGCCAACCAAAACGCAGCUCAGCAAGUUCGGCAAUCGUGCAUCAAGGCAAGUCUUCAAGGGCGGGGGUCCAUUCCUGCUUAACGACUCCACGACAUUGGUGUCCCAGGCUUUAAGAAAGCUCGGGUAUGUGGACGACACUAUGAAUGCAGACGUGCGAGAGGCCAUGCUGGUUUUCGUGAACGCCCCGAAAAACAAGUCUAACUUGCGGAAGAACCUGGAUGCGCUUCCCGCUGCUACUGACACUGCUGCAGAGGUUGAGGAAAAGCUUCGACACGCUUUUCUGUCGCACUUGACAGAUGGACAAUGGGAGGUAGCUCGCAAGGAUGAUGCAGUGCGCAAGCACCUGUACAAGCAGGGUCUCUUGGACAGUGUGAAAGCUGCACGUGAAGAUGUCUUCGUGGCAAUGGCCGAAUAUGCCAGGCAACAUCAGCUCCCUGAGAUGAAGACUUACAACGGAUACGUGUUUCGAGUCGUCUACUCCCUGGAUUCCAACCCAACGAAGACUGGAGCCAUUGAAAUCUUGCAGUGA
Molecule: messenger RNA, 1659 nt
Organism: Symbiodinium sp. CCMP2592
Lineage: Eukaryota; Dinophyceae; Suessiales; Symbiodiniaceae
Source: the annotation of a GenBank genome assembly